AAGGGACAUCAAAAGCACUAAAAUGACUUUCCGUAAUGAGUUUUAAGAUUUCAUUUUAUUCUCAUUAUUUUUAGAGUAAGCAGGUAGAGACUCUAUCAGGAACGCUUGGGAGCGACACGCCAGCACUCUCGCAAGAACAGGCAGGUCGGAGGCCGUUUCCAGAGGGGAUACUGACCUGGCUUCUAAAUGGCCUGAAAGUUAACUGAGGAAUAAAAGCAACAUGGUUAUUUUUAGAGCUCUACAGGCAUAAAAAUACAGCACUAAACUGUGACCCACAGCUCUGCACAGCGAAACAGCGCAUCAUGGGACCGCCCCACUGGAGCCGGGCGCGAGGGGCGCUUGCCCGGCCUCCCCAUCUCCCAGGGCUGGCUGCUGCAGGCGGCACCCACAGCUGCCACCUUCUCCACACAGGCUGAGCGACAUGUGAAACACAGGUCCUGACAUAAUUUGUGAAGAUUAGUUAUUUUUGUCAUUCUUCUGGCUGAUUUACAAGGUGAAUUAAUGAGCAUCUUCUCCACACCGAGACAUCACAGCCUUGUUCCUAACAUAGAAAGUUGUUUAUUUCAACGACAGUUCCGGUGAGUAAACCUGGCGGCUCAUUCCUUCCACCGGGGCAUGUCCAGGAGAGCGGGUGCUGAGCAAAACGGUCUCAUCGCCAAUUCAGGUAAACUCCAGCAACAUCACCACCUUGGAUCCAUCAACUUAAAAGCAAAUUUAUUAUAAAGAAAACAAAUAUUGACUCAUCCGGACCAUAACAUUUUAUGCAAAUAAACAAGUGAGAAUAUCUCCAUAGGCUAAAAAAUGCCACUUUUUGGCUGGAUGAAAUGGCCAAAAAAUGAUUCCUACAAACCAACACAUAAUCCUGGCUCAGAAGCAGUGACUAAAACUCUGCUCCGGGAAUUAAAAUGGCAUUUAAAAGAACGAGAGAGAUUAAUACAAGAGAUUGAAAAUGAACAAAAAGUGAAAAAAACUGGUGUGGAUUACAACUGGCUGAGAAACUACCAGAACCCCCACACAACCAUCCCCGCCACUGAGCAGAGGCAGCUCGAAGCUCUCUGUUCCCAAGUCCAACCCUGCCAAACCGGAACUAUUCUCAGCAGAUUUAGAGAAGUUUUGGCAGAAAAUGACGUACUGCCGUGGGAAAUAGUCUACAUCUUCAAGCAAGUUCUAAAAGACUUCCUGAGUGGUACAGACAAAGGAAGUCAGCGAGAGGGUCUAGAGAAUUCGCGGAAGACAAACACUUCUGUUCAUUCUGCUGACCCAGGUGAAUGCUCCAAGAGUUCAGGCAAAGAUGAAAUUCCCACUAUUUCAAGUUAUGUAGACAAAAACACAAACAGCAGGUUCCCAACAUUCUCAUACAGAAUAUGGAACCUGCCAUACUAUUAUCCAUCAAGCUAAAUCACUUACAACCAGAGGAGUUUUCAUAACCAUCUUAACAGCAGAACUCUCAAUAUUAAAAAUAAGAAGUAAUAUGACUUCAUAUUUCUGUUUUUUGCAAAAUCAGAAGAUAUAAUUCCUGUGGAUGUAUUAGAUGUUUUAAAGUGUUCCUUUUUUAACUAAUCUAAAAAUGCAAUGUUUUCACUGAACAGUAUACUUUUAACUAAAAUGUUUCCUAAAUAUUUUGAAAAAAAUGUUUGAAGUAUUUUCUUACACCUCAAACACAUCUCAGAAGAACUAAGGCAACUUUAUUUAGCAUGGAAGUUGGCAGACUCUGUGUGAAAUUUAGAUAUUAAC
Messenger RNA from Choloepus didactylus (southern two-toed sloth), 1734 nucleotides. It is a transcript of the gene RD3L, whose product is annotated as retinal degeneration 3 like. The coding region runs from base 802 to 1398 and encodes 198 amino acids. NCBI's taxonomy places the organism in Eukaryota, Metazoa, Chordata, Mammalia, Pilosa, Megalonychidae. The transcript has 4 exons. The record is from RefSeq and is a predicted model, not a curated record.